Leptosomus discolor (cuckoo roller) is the source of this 795-nucleotide messenger RNA. RefSeq names its product prion protein (Kanno blood group) (gene PRNP). Gene Ontology annotation, cellular component: membrane. Gene Ontology annotation, biological process: protein homooligomerization. NCBI's taxonomy places the organism in Eukaryota, Metazoa, Chordata, Aves, Leptosomiformes, Leptosomidae. The record is from RefSeq and is a predicted model, not a curated record.
AUGGCCCGGCUCCUUGUCACCUACUGCCUGGUGACCCUGCUCCUCAGCGCUUGGACCGACGUCGCCUUCUCCAAGAAGGGCAAAGGCAAACCCAGCGGAGGCGGCUGGGGCACGGGAAGCCAUCGCCAGCCCAGCUACCCCCGCCAGCCCAGCUACCCCCCAAAUCCCGGCUAUCCCCAUAAUCCAGGGUACCCCCACAACCCCGGCUACCCUCACAACCCGGGGUACCCCCACAACCCAGGGUACCCCCACAACCCAGGGUGGGGCCAGGGUUACAACCCAUCCAGCGGAGGAAGCUACCACAACCAAAAGCCGUGGAAACCCCCCAAAUCCAAGACCAACUUGAAGCACGUGGCUGGGGCGGCGGCGGCAGGCGCCGUGGUGGGAGGUUUAGGGGGCUACGCCAUGGGGCGCGCCAUGUCGGGGUUGCACUAUCGCUUCGACAGCCCCGACGAGUACCGAUGGUGGAACGAAAAUUCGGCGCGUUACCCCAACCACGUUUACUACCGGGAUUACAGCAGCCCCGUCUCGCAGGACGUCUUCGUCGCCGACUGCUUUAACAUCACGGUGACCGAAUACAACAUCGGACCCGCCGCCAAGAAGAACGCCUCGGAGGCUGGUCCGGCGGGGAACCAAACGGAGACGGAGAUGGAGACCAAGGUGGUGACGAAGGUGAUCCGGGAGAUGUGCAUCCAGCAGUACCGCGAGUACCGCCUGGCCUCCGGCAUCCGGCUGCAUCUCGCCGACGCCUCCCUCGCCGCCCUCCUCCUCCUCGUCCUCUUUGCCAUGCACUGA